AUGAGUACUGAAGAGUCUGACGGAGGAUCAGAUAACUUUGAAAUCCUUCGAAAAUGUCUAAAGGAACCAUGUACCAAUUUGUUCCGAAAUAUUUUGAAAUUAAAAUUCAGACGAUAUGAGGAUCUCAGGGAGGGAGUUCCUUUGGACACCCUCUCUGAAAGGUCAAAAUAUGCUUUGGAAAAACAGAAUCGAAUAAGCAAACUCAACUUCCCUGUUCUGUAUGAUAUCCUCCGUUCGGGAGUCUUUGAUUCCUUAAUCGGCUCACCAGUUUUGGGUUGGACUUCGAUCGAGGAAAUUCCAGAUGAGCACAGAGGAAUAGCAGAUGAUAUCCAAAGAAUCUGGAGGAUAUGGCAAAAAAGAUAAUGAAGAUGAGACAAUAUCUGACAAUGACAGCAACAUAGCUAUGAAAACACUGAAGGAUAUAGGGUUCAGAAUGAGUAGUCGACGUGAACUCAAAGACUUUGGUAUGGAUUUCUGUAGGGAAAUCGGCUUGGCAACCAAUAAAGAUCCACAUGUUGAUGCUCUGCAAUUUGGAAAGAAGAACUCUAUUGAGAUGAAUAUUGAUUCCUCAUUCAAUGGCUGUGUCAAUGUAAUACAAGGAGGGAAAACUAAUAAAAUUAUCAUAUAUGAAAUCCAUGACAAUCGGCGUGGUCAAAUACAAUACAGAUCUACAGGAAGAGUCCAAGUUUCAGCUGUUCUACACUCAGACGAUCCAGAUUUCCAAGCUGUGACAGAAAGAGCAAGUCAAUUGAAUAUAGAGGAGACUAAUCAGAGGCCUGCUUUAAAAGACAACGACACAUCUAUUCAAGAAAUUCGACAGGGAAGUCUUGUUAUAACAUUUACGUUUAGAAACGAGCAGUCUUUGGAAGAAAAUAUUCAAAGGGUGUUUCGAUGUGUGUUCGAAGACGAAAAAAUAAACAAAAUUUUAGAAGAUCAGAAAGUCGAUACACUGGAAGUUUUUGGAUAUUUAUAUGAUCCAAAAGAGUACUUUCUUGAUUAUGUUUCAAAGGAAUCCACUCCAGGAUCUGCAGUGGGAAAGUUUCAUUUGUGUACACAUCUGACAUGGACUUUUUCUGAAUGCACUUGCGAUAUCGAUAUUGUUUUGACAGAAUUGUUCCAUAAUUUGUUGUAUUAUGACCUCACUACAGAAGUGAAUGAAGACAUUUGGAUCAUUAUAAAGGGGAGUAUAAUUCGUCCAACAGUUAUGGCCUUUACGCCGUUCGAAUCCUUGCUUGCCGAAAACAUGUAUGGCAAAAAGAGAAAAAUAAAUUUGGAAUUCGAAAAAUCAGGACAAUGUGAAAUUCAAUGCAUUAAGCAGGAAAAAAGUACAACACAUGUUGUUUUGAGGACAAAAUCUUGCAUAAGUUAUUCUGGUUUAUUAUCAGAAGAUGGUAUUCUUCUUUCUCUUCUGAGAACUUUCUUGUGGUCGGACGAGACUGAACUCCUAGCAUCAAAAGUGCAACUUAUGAGAAUUGGUCUGAUCCUUCAUACAAAGCUAGCACAGAAUAAAGAAACGCAACAAUCAGGUCAUACCUUGAUCAUUAAGUUUUGUCCAGAAUCGAACAUGACGAAGGCAAUCAACAAUGGUGCUCUUGCAGAAAUACUGACAAGUGUAUUACAAGACAGUGGAAUUGAAAUGCCAGAACGAAUGAAAAUUAAAGUGGAUAUAAACGAUCAAAUAAGAACAGAUGCAUUAAUCAAACCUUCUUCAGAGAAACAGGGACAAACAUAUGAUUUGACCAGCGAUGCUCUUUCAGAAAAAUUAGAUCGCGCAGAACUGAUGCUGACAGAAAAUAAACUUGAUGAAGCAAAACAAUUAGCACGUGAAGUGUUCGAUGGGAGUCAACUUCUAGACAAUGAGAGUGUACAACGUCUAAUAAGCAUAUUUAAAAUGUGUGUGGACGACUUCUACUCUCUGAAAUGCUUUUGCAAAGAUCGAGUGCUACGGAAAGUUGAAUGGACUACGAGUAAUCUAGCAACUGCCAUGGAAUAUUGGAUGAGAGUAAUAAGAGGCCCAUAUACAUUCAAGAGCAUCAAGAAUCUUUUCCUUGAAAUCGAACUGCUUCUUUUUGAAUAUUUGAAAAAGAAGGAAUAUUCAGCUUCUGUUCAAGGAAUUUGUUAUGAACUUGGCAUGGCAUACAGACACCUUAGGGCAAAUCACCAAGACCAGUCGAAUAUUGCUGAAAUUGAUCAUAGACUAAAUAUCAUAGACUGGAGAAUCUGCAGUAAGCUACUUGAAGAGGGUAGUUACGGAGUCGUUUGUGAAACGUAUGAAAAUAGAGCAAAGGAAAGUCAACUUGAUGGAGAGAACUUAUACCUCUGGGCAAAGUCAUUAAAGGAACUGAAGGAAUAUGAAACAUCUUUAGAGAAAGUGGAGGAAGCUAUUUUAUUAGACUGCAGCUGGGUAUCUACCAGUGAAAAAACAAGCCAAGAACUAUUUCAUUUGAGAGAAGAUUUAACAAGACUAAAGUUUCAAACAGAGAAACCAUGUAAAGUCGACGAAAACUGGCUUAAAGAACACAAAGCAAGACUUAAACAGCAUCAAAAGAUGAAAGAAAUGCAGAUAGAAAAGAGAAACGAAUUUGUUAGGAAACGUCAACUCCAUAAACAAGAAAAUUAUCCAAAAGGACACCAGUCCUUAGAAAGGGAAGCGGUUACUAAUUCAACGAAAUUAAAAACAUUUGAGGAUGAUCCUUUUGACAAAAUGAAGAGGGUAUCAAAGAAGGGAAAAAAGAAAUAUGAUGUUACGGAUGAGACUGAAGAUUAUAACGUUAUCGAUUGGAAAGAGGAUAACAAUGAAGAUUCUGAUUCAGGACAGGAAUCCCCAGAUGAUACUUACACUCAAAGAUCAAGACCCAUUACCUACCAAGAAAAGGAAUAUUUCAAAUCGGAAGCGGACACAAAUACAGACAGUGGAUUUGACACUGUCGACACAUCUGAUGUUGAAUCCUUGAUGGAACAUAGUUUGACGUCAGAAAAAUUUAGAAAAACAGUAGAUUUAGUAAUCAGUGGUUUAAAAAUUUCUCCUAACUGUGAAGCACAAUUUGAAGCAGUAAGUAAAAAACGUUUUACGUAUCCAGACGAGCUCAGUCAAGAAAAACUUAAAAUGUGCGAACGGAACAAGGAAAAAUACAAAAAAUGUUAUAUAUAUAUCGAAUCAGCACACAAGGCUAUUUGUAAGAAUGUUGAUCUUAAUGACCCAAUUAAAGAGGUAGUUAUUUCAGGCAGAUCAAAAUGUGGGCACUCCUUCACAGAAGAUUUAGUUGUUGUUGAGAUUCUAGGAGAAUCAAUAAGAAUAGGCAACUCUUCGUACUCCUAUUCUAGAACAGCAGCAGAAGGUAUAGAUACCACAGUUUAUGGAAGAGUUCUGGGAAUGUUGAAAAGAAAACGAGUCUGCAAUAGACAUUCUUCGUCUCCAAUAUUCAAUUCCUGGCCAUAUGACGAUGAUGUAGAAGAGGCUUCAACAUUUUUAUUGCGUAAGGGAAUCCAAGACAUAGAACCUGAUAAUGCUUUCCCUGUGUUUACAAUUUGUGGGGACGAAGACAAUAUACUUGAACAUGCCUUUAGUGUUCACAGACUUGACGCAGGUACAUACAAAAUCGGGGUGCACAUUGCCGACUUAGCAAGUGAAAUAAAGAAAAAUGAUGCCCUUGAUAAGGAGGCGCGAAAAAGAGGAAUGGUAUAUGAGUUAAAUGGCUGUAGAACAUCGUUGAUACCAGAAAACUUAUCAAAGGAAAUGUUCAGCUUUGAUUUGGGCGAACUGAGGCGUGCAUUGACAGUGUAUUUUGAAAUAAGUCUUGAUGACAAAGAUGGAAUUGGUAACGAAAAGAAACACCAAGUAAGCUUUCAGAAAAAUGUUGUUAAAUCUGUAAUGGAAUACAGAGUCUCUGAAUUGUAUGACUUAGAAAAUGGUAAAAGCAAAACAAGGCAUGUUGAAGAUAUUAAUAUUUUGAAAAAAGUGUCUCAAAAGCUCAAACGUCAGAGACUAGGAAACUCCGUGUUUUAUACCGACAUCGAAGAAUUAUUUCAAUGUAAAGGAAGCAGUAUCACAAAAGACGAAGGUGGCUUCCACUUGAUUGAAGAGUUACUUAUACAAGCCAACUAUGAAAUUGCAAGUCAUGUAAACGGGUUUUACCAAGACUGCACACCAUGUCUUAAACAAAGUCCUCCGGGAAAAUAUUUGAUUGAAAAAUGGAGGAAAGGACACGAGGAUUUCACAGAAUAUUUACUCCUUUAUCUUCAAGACUGCAGGCUGAAUAAUCAACAAACGACUUCUCUGCUAAAGUAUGAUUUUGGAAAGAUAAAGAAAACAUCGUGCAUUCCAGUCCAAAAUUGUGUUUGGCAAUCCUUCAGAAAACUACUGGAAUCCAAAGAUUACGAAGAUUUUGAAAAUCUUUUUGGAGCUGAUGAGAUACAUCCUCGUCAAGCCGUUGCUUUGGAUGAAUGGAUGAAAAUCCAAGAAAAGGAAGAGUUUAUAUGUCCAUUUGGAAAGACUGAUACAACACACUUUGGAUUGCGUCUACCUAUUUAUACGACAUCUACUUCACCAAUGAGUGGGUUCAUUGAUCUUGUAGUACAGAGACUUUUACACGCCAUUCUUAACAGUGAAGCUCCUCCGUAUUCAAGAGAAGAAAUAGAAACAAUUUGUGCUGAAAUGAAUGAAGUGCAUGAUCGACGGCAGUGUUAUAGAAGUAAGCGAUAUUCACUUUUGGUCGGACAGUCACUCUAUAAGAAAGCAAUUCUAUUCAAAGCUUUCGUGCAAAAUGUCUCAGAAAAUGAGGUUGAUUUAUUCUUUCCCUUGUUGAAGUCAUUACCUCAGUCCAUUAAAAGAUUACCUCUGAAGCAUUUGCAUUUCCACAAGAGUCCGAUGUUUCAUAAAGACACUCAAUAUGAUAGAAACAUAAUGACGAUUAAAUGGCAUAGCAGAAUAUAUUCACUGAGUAUGAAAACUAGAAAUCCACCGAAAGAAAAUGCUUAUUUGAGACUCAAUCCUCAUCAAAUGAUAGAAUUUCAGUCCACCAGAAAAUGGAUGAACUUGUUAAAGAGCGUUCUGAUGAAUGAACGAACAAACUUUAUGCCAUUAUUCAAUGAAAGAAAAAUACAUACAUACCAGGUACCAGAGUGUACAGACACUGUAAAUGAUGUUUGCUCAGAAGUGGUAGGCGGAUAUCUAAAAAAUCAGAUUUGCAAAUACAGUUUUUCUAUAAACUACGGUCAAAUGCUUCGUAUACAGUUGUCUGCAGAACCUAUUCGCGGAAUUAUGCUUCCAGUGCUGCAAUUACUCGACAUCACCAAAAAUGUAAAAAUUUGUAUGCAACACAUAAGGGACCCUAUAAGCAACUUUGCGGUCCAUGCAGAAAGACACACAAAAGAAAAAUAUGAAUCGUGUAAAAAAUAUAUUGAGACAUGGAUACCUAUUCUUUCAAUGGAAGUUUCUACUCAAACAGUUGAUGGAGAUCCUAUUAUUAUAAGCGACCUUCCAGUUACAUUUAAACCACAUGGAGGAUCAUUCAAAUUAAAAUCCUCGUAUCUUAAAAAGAGAGACAUAUUCUUCUACACAUACCCAACAGAUAUGCUAUCGAGCUAUGAAGGGAAAAAGAAAAAAGUCGAAAAAGAGAGAUUUUACAUGUCCGGCUCAGAUUUUUUGUGUGUCCGGUGUCCAUUGCCAUUUGAAAACGGGAAUAUGACAAACUUUGGUAAAGGUGCAAUUUGUUCAUCAAGCAGUUACUGGAUAGCUCAUGCCAAAUGCCAUGAUGUCUUUAAGAGCAAGAAAUCGGAGAUGCUAAAAGUCAACUUUUUGUUUCACAGCAAGUGUAAAAACAUCCCACCAGAAAUUCUUGACAAAAAAAUAGAAUGCAAUGUGGAAAUUCUCCCGAAGUCUGGAGCAAGCAGGAGAACAGAACUGUAUGUAAAAUGGUUAGAGAGCGCGUCACAAUUGGCGAAGUCUAUAGCCUUGAGAAAUCCUACGCCUGAAUUAGAUAUUGCUCACAAAAGCGAAGGAGAUAUUGGUAGCUUACAUAGAUGUGGGGUUUCAUAUAGUAUCACUCACAACAAAGAUCAAGAAACAGCCAUAAAGAACGCAUUGACAUCAAGUUUUUCGUUGAUACAAGGUCCUCCAGGAACAGGGAAAACAUUCACAGGAGUGACUUUACUACAGCUGUUCUGCAAGAUAAAUAACACAUUACAAGAUAAGGGAGCAAAGAAGAACUAUGUUGUGUUUUGUGGACCCUCCAACAAAUCUGUGGAUGUCGUUACUGGUUAUCUAGCAAAAAUGUGCGGAGGCUUCCUAAAAGUACUGAGAAUGUACUCAACAGCUAUGGAAUGUCAAGACUUUCCGAUCCCCGGAAAAGUUUUCACAUCAAAGGAAUUGGAACAAGCACCAGAUAAAGAAAUAGCCAGUAUGACAUUGCAUCACGUCGUAAGAAAACCUAGAAAACCUUAUGAAGACAGACUAAAAUCAUUUGACAAAAAAUUCAAAUCUAACAAAUUUGAACAUAAAGAUAUUGCUGAGUAUCAAGAUUGUCUGAGGAAUGCGAUCAACGAGGAAAUUCCGCAAUAUGAUGUUAUUCUAUGUACUACCUCAGUAGCAACUAGUGCCCGGCUCCUUGGUGUAAUAAAAGGAUCUAUUUACCAGUUAUUAAUAGACGAAGCUGGAAUGUGCACAGAACCAGAAUGCAUGGCAGCAAUUAUUGCAACAGGUGCAAAACAAGUUGUUUUGAUAGGGGAUCAUAAACAACUUCAACCUAUAAUCAUGUCUAAAGAAGCCGCAGACCUCGGCCUGCAGAAAUCCUUGUUUGAAAGAUAUGCCAAUCCUAAACUGAAAACACUCACUUUUCUCAGUCAACAAUACAGAAUGCAUCCCAAUUUAUGCAGUCUUCCUUCGCGGUUGUUCUACAAAAACAAACUUGAAACUAAAAAUCCAGCAAAUUGGAAAGACGACAAUUUGACAAUGUGGCGCAAUCCAAAAUACCCCAUGGUGUUCUGCCAUUUAGAAGGCAUUGAGGAAUAUUUAUCGUUUACCACCGAAGAAGGGAAAGAAAUGUCACGGUUUAAUAUGAUGGAGGUUGCACAAGUGGUGAAAGUGUUCAAACAUAUGGUGAAACGGGAACUGGUACCACCAGAUAAAAUAAACAUUGUGUCACAGUAUAAUGCUCAAUGUAGCAAAAUUGCCCAGGAACUCAAAAGGGAGCAAUUGCCAAAAUGUCCCGUAAAUACUGUCAUUGCAAGUCAAGGAGGCGAAUGGGAUUACGUGAUAUUUAGCUUAGUAAGAUCCCUGCCACAUUAUAGAAUUGAGCCUAAUCCUACAAAAGGUUGGUGCAUUGAAAACCUUGGAUUCAUCACGGAUGUCCAUCAAAUUAACGUUGCUCUUACCAGAGCUAAGAAAGGGCUGAUUAUCAUAGGAAACAAGGAAUUGAUGAAAUGUAGCAAAGAAUUAAAGUCCUUACUUGACGAUUUCGGAAGUCACGGUUGUGUAGAAGAUGCCGAAAAAUUUCCACCCAGUGGUAGAAGUAAAAGACGAAGCAGCUCUAGUCAUAAACAUGCAGAAAAGUUAGAAUUUUGA
Saccostrea echinata is the source of this 7561-nucleotide messenger RNA. Its product is annotated as helicase with zinc finger domain 2-like. Gene Ontology annotation, molecular function: 5'-3' DNA helicase activity; RNA binding; RNA nuclease activity. Lineage: Eukaryota; Metazoa; Mollusca; Bivalvia; Ostreida; Ostreidae. Bases 323 to 7561 code for a protein of 2412 amino acids. The record is from RefSeq and is a predicted model, not a curated record. The transcript has 24 exons.